This is a messenger RNA of Adineta steineri, 1248 nucleotides long. NCBI's taxonomy places the organism in Eukaryota, Metazoa, Rotifera, Eurotatoria, Adinetida, Adinetidae. The record is from the annotation of a GenBank genome assembly.
AUGUUUUCUACUCUGUUUGUCUUUGUACUGUUUGUUUCGUACAGCGAAACUAAACCUGCAUCAUCGAAACCAGUUAAAGUAGAGAAAAAUAUUGACGAUUUUCAUUUGAAUUUGUACAAGAAUGUUGUUGCAUUAAACUCGAAUGAGAAUGUUUUUAUUUCGCCUUAUUCAGUUGGUCUUGCACUUGCUUCGGUUACUGCAGGUACUCAAGGAAAAACAGAAAAAGAACUGCUGAAUCUUUUACAUUCGAAAUCACGCGAAAAACUUACUCAAUCAUCUAAACAACUCAUGGCUAUUACAAAUACGUCAGAAAUCAAACUUGCUAAUCGACUUUAUGUGGAUACAGAAUUUUCAGUUCUUCCAUCUUAUACCAAACAACUUCAAAAAACCUACAAUUUUACAUUAGCAUCAGUCAAUCUCAAUGCUCAGAAUAAAACACCAGUUAUUAAUCAAAUCAAUCAAUGGGUGUCAAAUCAAACUAAUAAUAACAUCAAAGAAGUUUUAAGUAAAGAUAGUUUAGAUCCUAAAGGUCCUAAUGAUAAGAAUGAACUUCUCAUCAUCAAUUGUCUAUUCUUUGAUGGUAAAUGGGAAUCUGAAUUUCAAGCACAAAAUACUCGCGAUGGUAAUACAUUUUAUCCGGACGUGGGUCCUCCACAAGAAAAGAAAUUGACAUUGAUGACACGCAUUGGUUCAUUUUCUUAUGUUGAUAUGAGCUCGACAAUUGGCGCACGAAUGAUUCAUAUGCCAUUCCAAAAUAAGGAUUUUACGUUUACGAUUAUUCUACCGAAUAAAAACGUAACGUUGGCUCAAGUUGAAUCACGACUUACUCCUGCAAUAUUCAAUACACCAACAACAAAUCAAAUGGUUGUUCUUGCAAUACCAAAAUGGAAAUUUGAAUUUGACAAUGAUAUGAAAGAUGUAUUGUCGAAAAAAAUGAAAAUUAGCGAAUUAUUUAGUCGAACAAAAGCCAAUCUAAAAGAACUUUCUCCAAAGAAAUACCUUCAUGUUUCGAAUAUCUUUCACAAGACCUCCGUCGUUGUUGAUGAAAAAGGUGUUCGAGCUGCGGCAGCAUCAGUUGUACGCGUGAUUACAUCAGGUACUCCACUAAUAAAAAUUUAUUUUACAUGUGACAAACCAUUUCUUUAUGCUAUUCGAUACAAACAAACAAUCUUAUUUAUUGGUCGAUAUGUUAAAGCAAUCGAUACCAGCAAUAUGCCAGCAUUUAUCGACGGUGGACUUGGCAGAUAA